AUGGAGCGGCCUCUCUUAAGCCCGGCCCUGUGGGGUUGGUGGCUGUGGCUGCUCUGCCAGCCAGGCCUGGCAUUCUGGGGUUCACAGCUGAGCCGGAACUGCCACAAUGGCAGCUACCAGAUCAGCGUGCUGAUGAUGAACAACUCGGCCUUCCCUGAGUCCCUGGACAACCUGAAGGACGCCGUGAACGCCGGCCUGGACGUGGUGAGGGUGCGGCUGCUCGAAGCCGGAAUCCAGGCAAAGGUGAAUGCUUCCUUCAUGUAUUCGGACGGCCUCAUCCACAACUCCGGGGACUGCCGCAGCAGCACCUGUGAAGGCCUGGACCUGCUGCGGGAGAUCACGAGGAGAAACCAGAUGGGCUGUGUGUUGAUGGGACCUUCAUGCACCUACGCCACCUUCCAGAUGUACCUGGACACGGAGCUGGGCUACCCCAUGCUGUCCGCGGGCAGCUUCGGCCUAUCCUGCGACUACAAGGAGACGCUCACGCGCCUCAUGGUGCCCGCGCGGAAGCUGCUGUACUUCCUCGUGGACUUCUGGAAGGCCCAGGACCUGCCCUUCAAGACCUUCUCCUGGAACUCGUCCUACGUCUACAAGGACACCUCCGACUACGCCGAGGACUGCUUCUGUCCCCGCCGGUGUGUGUCCGUGGCGGCCGGGCCGGCCGGUGGGGCGUGCGCCAUGUCCUCUCCUUCCUCCCGGCAGUACAAACUCCUGCUCACCUAUGACACGCACCUGAACCGCACGCACGCCGAGGACGCCAGCCCCUCGUUCCUCUGGAAGAACCACCGUCUCCCCAAUGACGUGCCGAGCCUGGGCCCGCAGGUGCUGCUGAUCGCCGUGUUCACGCUCACGGGUACAGUGGUGCUGCUGCUGCUCAUCGCGCUGCUGGUGCUCAGGAAAUACAAGAGGGACCACCAGCUCCGCCAGAAGAAGUGGUCGCACAUCCCCUCCGCCUGCCUCCUGCCCCUGGAGACCAGCGAGGCCGGCCCCGUGAGCCUCAAGAUCGAUGAGGACAGGAGGGGCGACGCCACGCAGCGGCUGCAGCAGUGGAAAUACGACAAGAAGAGGGUCAUCCUCAAGGACUUGAAGCACGGCGACGGGGACUUCACGGAGAAGCAGAAGAUCGAGCUCAACAAGCUGCUGCAGUCCGACUACUACAACCUCACCAAGUUCUACGGCACCACGCGGCUGGACGCCAGGGUGUUUGCGGUGAUCGAGUGCUGCGAGCGAGGCUCUCUGCGGGAGGUGUUGGAUGACGCCAUCUCCUACCCCGACGGCACCUUCAUGGACUGGGAGUUUAAGAUCUCCGUCCUCUAUGACAUCGCCAAGGGCAUGUCUUACCUGCACGCCAGCAAGGUGGAGGUGCACGGCCGCCUCAAGUCCACCAACUGCGUGGUGGACAGCCGCAUGGUGGUGAAGAUCACAGACUUCGGCUGCAACUCCAUCCUGCCGCCCAGGAAAGACCUGUGGACGGCCCCAGAGCACCUGCGCGGGGCGGGCGUGUCGCAGAAGGGGGACGUGUACAGCUUCGGGGUGGUGGGCCAGGAGAUCGUGCUGCGCAAGGACACCUUCCACACGCUCAGCUGCCGCGAGCGCAAGGAGAAGAUUUUCCGAGUGGAAAACUACAACGGAGGGCAGCCCUUCCGCCCGGACCUGUUUCUGGAAACGGCUGAGGAAAAUGAGCUGGAAGUGUACCUGCUGAUCAAAAGUUGCUGGGAGGAAGACCCAGAGAGGAGGCCAGACUUCAAGAGAAUCGAGAGCACGCUCGCCAAGUUAUUUGGCCUGUUUCACGACCAGAAGAACGAGUCGUACAUGGACACGCUCAUCCGGCGCCUGCAGCUGUACUCUCGGAACCUGGAGCACCUGGUGGAGGAGAGGACGCAGCUGUACAAGUCUGAGCGGGACCGGGCCGACCGGCUGAACUUCAUGCUGCUGCCCAGGCUGGUGGUGCAGUCUCUGAAGGAGAAGGGCGUGGUGGAGCCGGAGCUGUACGAGGAGGUGACGGUGUACUUCAGCGACAUCGUGGGCUUCACCACCAUCUGCAAGUACAGCUCGCCCAUGGAGGUGGUGGACAUGCUCAACGACAUGUACCGCAGCUUCGACCACAUCGUGGACCGCCACGACGUCUACAAGCCUCCAAUCGGGCCCUGCCUGGCCUUCACCUCCAGCCUCCCUUCUUCCUCACCAGGCCCCUGUGCCGCGGGAGUUGUGGGAAUCAAGAUGCCCCGCUACUGUCUGUUUGGAGACACGGUCAACACAGCCUCGAGGAUGGAGUCCACCGGCCUCCCCCUGAGGAUUCACAUGAGCGGCUCCACGGUGGCCAUCUUGAAGAGAACGCAGAGCCGGUUCCUGUACGAAGAGCGAGGAGAGACCUACUUAAAGGGCCGAGGGACAGAGACCACUUACUGGCUGACAGGCAUGAAGGACCAGGAGUACAACCUGCCGCCCCCUCCCACCGUGGAGAACCAGCAGCGCCUGCAGGCCGAGUUCUCGGACCUGAUCGUGAGCGCCCUGCAGCGGCGGCGGGCGGCGGGGCUGCAGCGGCCGAGGCCCCGGCGCGUGGCCAGCUACAAGGGCAGCGGCCUGGAGUACCUGCAGCUCAGCACCCCCGAGCAGCACGACACCUAUUUCUAG
Molecule: messenger RNA, 2634 nt
Organism: Dipodomys ordii (Ord's kangaroo rat)
Lineage: Eukaryota; Metazoa; Chordata; Mammalia; Rodentia; Heteromyidae
Gene: Gucy2c
Product: guanylate cyclase 2C
Exons: 21
Coding region: 1-2634 (877 amino acids)
Biological process (GO): protein phosphorylation; cGMP biosynthetic process; receptor guanylyl cyclase signaling pathway
Molecular function (GO): protein kinase activity; guanylate cyclase activity; peptide receptor activity
Source: RefSeq, a predicted model, not a curated record